Didymodactylos carnosus is the source of this 828-nucleotide messenger RNA. Lineage: Eukaryota; Metazoa; Rotifera; Eurotatoria; Philodinida; Philodinidae. The record is from the annotation of a GenBank genome assembly.
AUGGAUAAGUACAUAACCCUAAAUAGAAUUGGGGAAGGAGCUCAUGGCAUCGUUUAUAAGGCAUCUCACGUUCAGAGUAAUGAAAUUGUCGCACUCAAACGAGUUCAUUUAAAAUCGAUUGAUGAAGGUAUACCACACAACAUCAUUCGUGAAAUUAAAGCGUUACAAGAAAUUGAAGAUCAUGAAAAUGAUUUGAAGCCAGCUAAUCUAUUAAUAUCUGGAAAAGGAAAUUUAAAAAUCGCUGAUUUUGGCUUAGCAAGAAUAUUCGAUAAAGUUCAACCACAUCGACAAUACAGUCAUCAAGUUGCCACAAGGUGGUAUCGUGCUCCUGAGUUGCUCUAUGGUUCUCGAAGUUAUGACGAAGGUGUGGACCUCUGGGCUAUUGGUUGUAUAUUUGGUGAACUUAUAAACAGAAGUCCACUAUUUCCCGGUGAAAGUGAUAUUCAUCAAUUAUGUUGUGUAUGCAAACUGUUAGGUACACCGACUGAAUCUCAGUGGCCAGAAAUGAAAGAUCUACCCGAUUAUGGUAAGAUUAGUUUUGAUGACGUUGAAGGAAUGAAAUUUGAGGACAUUGUCCCGGAGGCUUGUAAAGAUGCAAUUGAUUUAUUGAAAAGAUUUCUUGUUUAUCCGUCAAAACAAAGAAUACCGGCACAUCAAGCUUUGCUUCAUGAUUAUUUCUAUUCUACUCCACUUCCAUGUCACCACACCGAUCUUCCCAUCCCUAUGCGUAGUAAAAAACGGCAUAUUUACGAAUUUGAUAUCAAACGAAAUAUUCUCGAAUCGAUUGUUGAUCAUGAAAUGAUUUUACCAAUGAAUAGGCAUAAAUGA